Molecule: messenger RNA, 929 nt
Organism: Zophobas morio
Lineage: Eukaryota; Metazoa; Arthropoda; Insecta; Coleoptera; Tenebrionidae
Exons: 6
Coding region: 57-929 (290 amino acids)
Source: RefSeq, a predicted model, not a curated record
AUUUUUCUAUUGUUCAUGACCCUUGAGUAGCUACCUUCUUUUACGUCGUAUUAAAGAUGAGAGCACAAAAAAUUACCAUACAAGCGAAGUUCGGCUGUCAGCUAAUAACAAAUAUAGUAAGUAAAGUGCUUUUUAUGAAUAAAAAUCUUAAUGAAAAAACGGGAUUAUGUGUUUUAUAUUCUCGGCCUUUACCUAAUUUGCGGGAAGAAAACACUACAAGUAUCAGAAGAGCUAUAUCCUUAACAUUUAAUGAAAACGCCGAUUCAACUGUUUUAACUGAUAUGAAGACCGCUGUUGAGGCCCUUUCUCCAGAUUGUUAUGAAGCUGCCUCCGUUUAUAUGGGACCAAGCUUGUUGAUACCUUUUUAUAAGGGUUCCUUCGUGCUAGGGACCUGGCAAGGCAUUUAUCUGUGUAAUUGGGGACAGCAAUCUGGCGAUGUUGAAUUAAUAAUUAUUCCGCACGCCGCCACUGAGCGUGAUCUUUUUACUGUCGUAUUUAAACCUCCUCAUAGUGGAGUCUACAAUAUAUCAAACUUAAUCAUUAAUGAAAUAAAGAAUACUUUUAGCAAAAGGAAUCUAGAGAAGGAAAACGAAAAUACAGGCUUACUUUUUGUUAAAACAGAACACACAUCGGCCUCUCUUACCGUCAACGGCCCGACCGGAACAGAAGGUUUUUCCCCACACAACUUAAAUAUUGCCUUGGACGAAUUGGUGCCCGAAAAAUGGAGCGGAAGUUUGUUCAAGCAUACUAGUGAAGGACCUGACGAUAUGCCAGGCCAUGUAAAAAGUUCACUGAUUGGCGCUACUGCUCUAGUGCCCCUCUGUUGGUUUGAUUCAGACUUGAGCGCAGAUAAUAACUUAAAAAAAACAAAUAUUUAUUUCUGUGAGCACAGUAACAUAUUUUUAUUAAGAAAUGAUAAAUAUUAUUAA